Messenger RNA from Ostrea edulis (European flat oyster), 1427 nucleotides. Its product is annotated as cephalotocin receptor 1-like. Gene Ontology annotation, cellular component: membrane. Gene Ontology annotation, biological process: G protein-coupled receptor signaling pathway. The record is from RefSeq and is a predicted model, not a curated record. Gene Ontology annotation, molecular function: peptide binding; vasopressin receptor activity. Bases 1 to 1152 code for a protein of 383 amino acids. The transcript has 2 exons. NCBI's taxonomy places the organism in Eukaryota, Metazoa, Mollusca, Bivalvia, Ostreida, Ostreidae.
AUGGGGGACGACCCUCUCAAAAUAAAUACAUCUCUUGGAAACAAUUUUAGUUCUAAAUGUCUGGUCACAUUACAAUUUACAAGAUCAGAGACAACAAACAAUUCGCUUGAUCUUAAAAGAGAUGAAACUUUGGCACAAGCCGAAAUUUCUGUUCAAGCGGUGAUUUUUGUGCUAGCUGUGUUUGGGAAUGCGACAGUUUUGGCAGUUUUACUGCCAAGAAAAAGAACCCGGAUGUAUUUAUUCAUGAUGCACCUGAGUCUCGCAGAUCUCUUUGUUGCCUUCUGUAAUGUUCUACCUCAGCUCAUAUGGGAUAUUACAUAUGUCUUCAUAGGAAACGAUUUCCUAUGUCGCCUUGUGAAAUACUUACAAAUUGUCGUCAUAUAUGCAUCGUCGUACAUAAUGUUGAUGUCGGCCGUGGACAGGUACAUUGCAAUUUGUCAUCCUCUUUUGAGUCAUAAGAUCCAUUCCGGAAGAGUUCAUCUGAUGGUACUCUGUGCCUGGAUUUUAUCUCUCAUUUUGCCAUUACCACAACUCUUUAUAUUUUCAUACAGAUUGAGGAAAGAUGGGCAGUACGAUUGCUGGGCCACGUUUGACCCGGACUGGACACUUCAGCUUUACAUCACAUUCUUUACCGUCACCGUGUAUUUUUUACCUAUUACUAUAUUAGCAUUGUGUUAUGGCCGGAUUUGCUAUGUUGUAAUUAAACGGAGCGGUAGAAAUCAGCUUAUCUCAAACAGAAAAACGUCUCGUAAUUCUACUUGUCGUUACAGUAUUCACGGACGAGACAUGCAAGCCACUGUUAAGUUAAAUAUAAAAGUGGACAAUUGUCGGAGGAAUGGUUUUUCUCGCGCCAAAAUAAAGACUGUGCGAUUAACGUUAGCGGUGGUGUUUUGUUACUUCCUAUGCUGGACCCCUUUCUCCUUGUUCCAAAUGUGGGCCGCUUAUGAUCCCUCGGCACCGUACACAAGUCAGGCCUUUGUUAUCAUCUUACUGCUUGCAAGUUUAAACAGCUGUACGAAUCCCUGGAUCUACCUCGCAUUUAGUGACGGCAUGAUGGACAGAAUACGGCGCUGGGUAUUUCAUAACCCACCGCCUUCUCAUUACGUCCUCAAUGGAUUUCCAAAUCAAACAACAACAGAGGGCAUCCUUUGAAGAAGAAAAACGUUUAUCGCAUGUACAAGUAUAACUAGACAGUCAUUAAUAUGUAGGUGCUGGUCAAUCCCUAUAAACGUAAUGAGAGUUUGUGUGAAACCUAUUUCGUAACAGUACAUGGCUCACCUUUGUCUAUGUUUUCAUUGUAGAAUGUAAAGUUGCGUGGAAUUACAUUUUGCUGCAAAAACUUAAUGUUACUCUUCGGAAAACCAUUUAGUCAAAUACAACACCUGGCACUAGUUUCCUUGAAGUUAUGUUUAAACUCUUAAUUCAUG